AUGGCGCAACAGCCAACCCCAAUAAGACAAUGCUUUAAGUGCAGAAUGAUAAUAGAAAAUCGACGAUUUACAGUAUGUUCAUUGUGUGAUAACAACUAUCACAUUAAUUGUGCGAACGUCAGCUUUGCACGUUUUAGGAUAUGGACAAAUGAAAAUAAAAAAUCAUGGAGAUGUAACAGAUGCACGGUGAAAAAACAGUCAGACACAAAAAGCACUAGCCAAUAUAUGAAUGCCUCUAAUAAAAAAUCAAUUAUGCGUAAAACUAGUAAUAAUACACAUCCGAAGAGAAAUGAGAUAAUCAAUAACUAUGACUUGAAUAUUUCAAAUGAAUAUACGUCUCCAGACCCUACAGAAGACUCUGCAAACACUGAUACUGGCCGGGCAUCAACUGUAUUAACACCAAAUUCUACGCCUUUGAAGGAGACCGAUCAACAAGAAAAGCUGAUAACUCCAAGUUUAUGUAUAAAAUCAUUAUCAAUGGAAUUACUUGUCGACGAUGAAAACAAUAGUUUUCAACCAUUAGAUGAGUUGUCAAGGAGUAUGGAGCUAACCAGUGAUCUUGACAUUGUAAGCAAUCAAAAACUGAAAAUAGAAGAGUUAAAAACGCAACUUCAGAUUAGUGAAACUGAAUUGGAAAAUACUAUUCUCGAAAAUAACGAACUUAGGCGACAUGUUGAAAGACUUACCCAGGAGAUUCUUCUACUGAAAAACAUAUGUAAAACACCAAAUAGAAAUCAUCGUAGACACGUGUCCACUAGUCUUGUUAAUACUAGUCCAUCUCCGAAAAAUUCAAAGCAAACUAUUAUUUUAGAAAACACAAUAUCGAAGUUACAAAAUGACCUAAAAGCAGCUCAAGAAGAAGUGGCACAACUUCAUAUGUUAGUAGCUCGUUUAGAGGGUAACCUUCAAGCUACAAAAAUAACGUUGACAAAAUCCGAAACUGUCAAGAUAAAUAGGAAUGUAAAUGAGAAUAAUAACAAUGAGAUAAAAAAUAAAUUAUGUAUACUUUCGAGCGAAAAAGGAUUAAAAAUACUACAAAAUGUACAGAGAAUCGAUUAUUUGAGUCAAUUUCAGAUAUGCCAUUUUCUUACUACUAAUUCUGGAAUAAACAUUAUUUUAGAAAACAUAGAAGAAAAACUAAAAGAAUUCACAAAAAAAGACUUUUGUGUAAUUAUGAUUGGUCAGCGAGAUUUCGAAACUGCACAUAAUUAUAAAAGCCUAGUAAAAACCAUAAAAACUAAACUGCAACAAAUAAAGAAUACAAAUAUAAUAUUGACUGCACCAACAUACAUAUGUGGAAGGCCCCUGUAUAAUCAUAGAGUGGAGACCUUUAAUAACCUUCUUUACGAUGAUAUAAAUAUAAAUGAAUAUGGUUGCUUAAUUGAUUCAAACCGUGAAUUGACAAUGAAUAUGUUUUCACAAUUCUCUGGCAAGAUAAAUCAUAGAGGAAUUCAAAACCUCCUUCAAAAUGUUGUUAAAAAUAUAAUAAACCAGAGUGAGAAUGAAGAUGCUAAUUUCGACGUUAAUGAGGGGGACAAAAGUAAUAAAUCUCAUCAAAAACCAUUUUUUCUUCUAUAA
Chilo suppressalis (striped riceborer) is the source of this 1578-nucleotide messenger RNA. The record is from the annotation of a GenBank genome assembly. NCBI's taxonomy places the organism in Eukaryota, Metazoa, Arthropoda, Insecta, Lepidoptera, Crambidae.